This is a messenger RNA of Stegostoma tigrinum, 1801 nucleotides long. RefSeq names its product cornichon family AMPA receptor auxiliary protein 1 (gene cnih1). The record is from RefSeq and is a predicted model, not a curated record. Lineage: Eukaryota; Metazoa; Chordata; Chondrichthyes; Orectolobiformes; Stegostomatidae. Bases 40 to 579 code for a protein of 179 amino acids. The transcript has 6 exons. Gene Ontology annotation, biological process: vesicle-mediated transport.
AACAUCAUCACGCACGGUGUCUGCCUCCCCAGACCCAAGAUGGCGUUUACAUUCGCGGCCUUUUGUUACAUGUUGGCGCUGCUUCUCACUGCCGCGCUCAUAUUUUUCGCUAUUUGGCAUAUUAUAGCAUUUGAUGAAUUGAAGACUGACUACAAGAAUCCUAUAGACCAAUGUAAUACACUCAAUCCCCUUGUACUUCCCGAGUAUCUCAUCCAUGCCUUCUUCUGUGUCAUGUUCCUGUGUGCAACAGAGUGGCUUACACUGGGUGUCAAUAUGCCACUGCUGGGCUACCAUAUCUGGAGGUACAUGACUAGACCAAUAAUGAGCGUUCCAGGUCUCUAUGAUCCUACUACUAUUAUGAAUGCAGAUAUACUAGCAUAUUGUCAGAAGGAAGGGUGGUGCAAACUAGCAUUUUACCUGUUGUCUUUCUUUUACUAUCUAUAUGGGAAGAAGAGAAAGCAGAGAAUUUUAAUGGAGUUGCUUCAUAUGAAAAUCCUAGAAAAUGACGAACUGCAGUGGGAAACUAUAUUGCUAUUCAGUCUUUACACUGAAUCUGCAGAAGAAACUAAAAGGAUAUAGGAAGCUAAGCAAGGAAUUGAGAAUCAGCCAGAAUGAUCUAUGUGCUGGUGAGUUCUUAAAUAACACUUGUGAGAUCCAGUGAAUUUGUUUACUCCAUGCAAGAAACAGAAGGACAUUGGUUUUUCACGAACUUGGGGCUCAUCUGCAGAACAUGUAGUUCACCAGAUAUGAAUGGCUUUUAUAUAUAUACAGAUUAAAUGCUUUUCCUUACUUUUCAUGGACAUUUUGGCCCCAGGGUUUUUUUAUGUAGAAAAAAUGAUUCUGCAGUUUGCCUUGAUCCAAAACCCAAGAAUUAAGUUUGUUCUUUACGAAUGAAAUCACUAAUCACAGAUUAUGUUUUAAAUGUAACAUUGAAUCGCACUCCUAUUUGCUAUUUACAGGUAUAUUAUGUUUAAAAAAAUUAUGUAACUUGGCUCAAAUAUCUUAUGUCCAGUUUAAAAAUAAAAGACCAGAGAAAUCUUGAUGUAGUUUGGACCCCUAAAACUCAAUGGAUAUUAUUUACACUUUUAGUAAAUUGAACAUUUAUAGGUUCUUUUGGAUUGUGCAAACAGAAUUUAUUUUAAAAGUUUAUUGUAUCCACAGGAAAAUGAUGGAAAUAACUAUGAUAGUCAAUCUUUACAGAGUAUACAAACUAAAGAUCUUUUUUACACAAAUGGGUCCCUUUCCCAUGCAAAGUAACGUUUAUUUAAAAAUAAAUCUUUUUGUUUUUGUUAAACAUUUGUCUGAAAAUACUUUUAGCUCUACUAAUGGUGCCGAGUAAUCCAUGUUGAUUUGACAUUUUUGUAUAGUUUUUAACUCCCUACACAACAUAUUUAGUUAUUUCGAGCCUCAGCUUAGCAAUUGUAUUAAUUAUAUUUGAGGUUCAAACAGCACUCGUUUUAAUCAUAAUAGCUCAUGUUAAUUUGUUCACUGAUGUCACUGGAUGUGGUGCAACAGCUUUGUUUAUUUUUCUGCACAAAAUCCUGCAAAAAAAGGCUUGGAAAUAAAUUAAUGAAUGUUAAAAACGUGUGCUGAAAAAUGCAACAUUUUAUGUUUAGGUGAACCAUGGGAAAUGUUAAUAACAAAAUGGUAAUAUAGAAGGUCUUGGGUUGUGUUUGGUACUACAGUAGAAAUAUCCCUGUUAGCAAAUUGAGACUGAUGCUGUUUAAGAAUAGAUUACAUACAUUUUAAUGAAAAUGUACAACUGUAAAUGAACAAAUCUGAUUAAAGACUUUACCAACCA